Polistes canadensis is the source of this 2919-nucleotide messenger RNA. RefSeq names its product GPI ethanolamine phosphate transferase 1-like. Lineage: Eukaryota; Metazoa; Arthropoda; Insecta; Hymenoptera; Vespidae. The transcript has 7 exons. Gene Ontology annotation, molecular function: mannose-ethanolamine phosphotransferase activity. The coding region runs from base 74 to 2164 and encodes 696 amino acids. The record is from RefSeq and is a predicted model, not a curated record. Gene Ontology annotation, cellular component: endoplasmic reticulum membrane. Gene Ontology annotation, biological process: GPI anchor biosynthetic process.
UCGAAAUAAAAAUGGCUAUUCAAAUGCUUAUAAUAAAAAUAGCACAUAUAUAUUUGUUUCGUGGACAUUGAUAAUGCAUUUUGUACUCUUAUGGGGUAUAUUGGAUAUCAAUUUUCAUUCACCAAUUAUACAAGGGUUGCCUGUUGUACCAGCUUUACAAAAUGCACCUGCAAAAAGAUUGCUUUUAUUUGUAGCUGAUGGUCUGAGAUAUCGUACCUUUAUAGAAAAUCUUCCUCCAUAUCUAAAAAAUGUCACCCGGUACAAAGGUGUUUGGGGUAUUUCGCAUACUCGUGUUCCUACAGAAUCAAGACCAGGUAACGUAGCAAUUGCUGCAGGACUUUAUGAAGAUCCAAGUGCAAUUUUCAAAGGAUGGAAAGAAAAUCCUAUAGAUUUUGAUUCGGUCUUCAAUCAAAGUAAAUCAACAUGGGCAUGGGGGAGUCCUGACAUUAUACCUUUAUUUACAAAAACUAAUAAAGAAACCAUACAUGGCGAAAGUUAUCCUUCAGAGUGGCAAGAUUUUGAUGGCUUACAAAAUAAUAUGUUACGUCUAGAUUCAUGGGUAUUCGAUAAAUAUUUAGAUUGGCUUGACAAAAAGUCACAUGCAGCGAAACACAUGGAUGGUAUUAUUUUUUUUCUUCAUCUUCUUGGUUGUGAUACUAUAGGUCAUUCGUAUAAACCUCAAUCAAGAAAAUAUAUUGAAAACCUGAAGUAUAUUGAUCAAAGAAUAAAGGAAAUAGUACAAAAAACAGAACAAAUUUUUGAUGAUAGAAGUACAGCAUAUAUCUUCACAGCUGAUCAUGGAAUGACCGAUUGGGGUUCGCAUGGAAGUGGAUCUACAGAUGAAACAGAGACGCCAUUGAUUGCUUGGGGUGCAGGUGUAAAUUCUACCGGAGCUCGUUACGAUGUAGAUCAGGCAGAUAUAACUCCUUUAAUUUCAACACUUAUAGGCAGUCCUUUACCAACUAACAAUGAAGGUGUAUUACGAAAAGAAUACUUGAGAAACAAUGAUGUAUAUAGUGCGCAAGCUUUACUUAAUAAUUUAAAACAAUUAUCAUAUCAAGUAAUAGAAAAUCGUAUACUUCAUUGUGGAAUUGGUGAUGAUUUCAUGGAUUGGCGAGAACUUACGCUUAAUAAAUAUAUUUGGGAAAUUAAUCAAUAUAUCAGUAAUGGAAAGAUAAUGGAAGGAAUUAAAAAAGCAGAAGAAGCAAUAAAAUUAGCCAAAGAAUAUUUAUAUUAUUUUAAACAAUAUCAAAGAAAUCGUUUUUUGAUGUAUAUGACAUUUAUGUGGAUUGGUUGGAUAAUAUUACUAUUUCUUAAGAUAGUUGGAAUACCACGCCAAGAAAUAAAACUUUCAUUAUUAUUAUUACUCGAUAUAAUAUUUGUAAUCUCAUUGAUUGUAUUGAUCAUCAGAUAUAUAGGAAGCAGUGGGUAUAAUUUGAGACAGUUAUCCUAUGGAUUAUUUACUGCCAUUUCUCUUUGGUUAGCAGGUAUAAAUAUGAUCCAAUACGUUCCCAAAUUAAAGAAACAAAAUGUUAAAAACUUUUUCAUAGAAAUAGGGGGAACUAUUUUUUUGUUAUUUAUUAUGUUCAUGGGAUUGACAUAUAGAACUGUUCUCAGUGCAGGAAUGUUGUUCAUUGUUCUAAUGCAAAAAAUAAUAUUGACAAAGACACAUAAUAUGUUAUUAUGGUCAGGACUAGCUUUGGCCAUAUUUCCUUUAUUGCCAAUAGUAGAACCCUAUCCUCGAAUUUAUAUAGUUUCUAUUGGUAUAUGUAUUAUGAUAUGCAAGGUUUUUUUCAUGAAGCAUCAACUAAAAUAUAAAGCAAUUGAGAUAGUAAGAUUAAUAAUAACAGGACUGAUAUAUUUAAAAUUAAUAGAUGGUCGAUAUUGGAUAUCUUGGAUAAUUUUAGUAAGUGCGCCAUUAUUUAUCUGGACUUACACUGUUAAUGUAAAGAAUAGGAUAGAAGGAAUCACAAUUGGUCUUUUCUGCCCUCUGUCCUUGUUAUCUGCAUCUUAUGAACCUUUAUUUUUCUUAAUACUUGCAACGCAUUUACUUCAUUGGCCUUUAUUUAUCCAAGAUAAAUUUGAUGAAAUGACUGAUAAUGUUUUAAGUACCAGAGAUUUCAUUAAAGCAGCAUUUUUUGUAUCCUUUUUCUUCAUCGUUUAAGAUAUUUCCGUAAUAUAUUACAUGAAUAUGUCUAAUAUAUUUAUGUGUAAAUUAGUUAUUAAGUAAUGGUUUUCUAUAGUAUUCCUUAAUUACACUAUUUAGAUGUUUUAUACACUACUAUGUUUUUUUGGAACAGGAAACAUGGCAAGCAUAAGCUCAUUUGAUCCUCUUUGGACACAACAUUUUAUUACUAUUUUUUCUCCAUUUAUUAUGUGCUCAUUGAUACUUUUUAAGCUAAAUAUUCCUUUAAUAUUGAUAGGGUGUGUAAGUCAUAUUCUUGGAUCAAGAGUAGCCCUCUUAGCAGUUCUUUUUUUAGGAGAUUGUUUGUCCUUGCCUCUCAUGUACUAUGUUAAUCCGUAUGGUAGUUGGUUAGAGAUUGGUAGUGCUAUUAGUAGAUUUACAAUCGCAAUAACUUUACCAUCCAUUUUACUAAUUCUUCAUUAUUUUUCUUACCCUUUAAUGAAGUUCAAUAUAAAUCUAUUUGAACAUUUGUUGUCAGAAAAAAAACAUAUUGUAUAAAUAUGUGAAAUAUUUUGGUAGAAAAUAAUGAAUAUAACCCAAUGUAACUAUACUAUUGAUACAUAGAAAUUUUCUCAUAUAGUUCUUAUUACGAAGCAUUAAUAAUUAAAAUGUAUCAUGUCCUUCAAUAAAUAUAUAAGUACAAAUAUAUUUAUUGAUUAAUUAUAAAAGAUAUUUAUUGAUUUAUAUAUAUACAAGCAUAAGAUCGUUAUAUUAUAUUUCAUACAAUAAUUUCA